Mycena indigotica is the source of this 1641-nucleotide messenger RNA. RefSeq lists its product as uncharacterized. Gene Ontology annotation, biological process: secondary metabolic process. The record is from RefSeq and is a predicted model, not a curated record. The transcript has 8 exons. Gene Ontology annotation, molecular function: CoA-ligase activity. Bases 1 to 1641 code for a protein of 546 amino acids. NCBI's taxonomy places the organism in Eukaryota, Fungi, Basidiomycota, Agaricomycetes, Agaricales, Mycenaceae.
AUGGUAUUUACAUCCAAACGGAAGGUUGAACCGAUUCCUCAGCUCGACUUGCUGUCUUUCCUCUUCGAUGGACCCUCUUCACUCGCUAAAGAAGACACGGUUCUCCACGCCGAAGCCGCGAACCCAAAUAACUUCAUCACCAAGGCCCAAGCGCGUGUUCUGACGCGCCGCAUUGCUUAUGUCCUGCGCAACCGCUUUGGCAUAGGGGAAAAUGGAAGCGGUGAAGAUAUUGUAGUGGUCAUGUCAACUGGCCAGAUAAUGCUCCCCAUCCUAUUCAUGGCUAUUAUCGCUGCUGGAGGUGUUGCAUCUUUGGCUUCGCCCUCCUUUCGGCCAGAAGAGCUUGCGCGCCAAAUCCAACAGGGAUCGGCCAAACUAUGCAUUUCGUGUGCCGCGACUGAGGAUAUACUUCUGGCCGCUUCACGUCUAACGAACACUCCGUCGCAUCGAUGCUUGGUUCUAGAAUCGACCGCCCCAUGGCGACUGCGACUGCUGACCAGCUCUUCGCGUAUUAACAUUGUGGGCAAUGAGGAACUAGAGUGGAAGAGAAUCACCUCGAGGAAAGAGCUUGAUGACAGUCUCAUCUGUCUACUCUAUAGUUCUGGAACGACGGGUCCGCCCAAAGGAGUUAUGAUGUCGCAUACCAACAUGGUGUCUCUUCCCACCAUGACCAGCGUGUCGCUGCGUGAAACCUGGCAGAAAGAGGGGAAGUACGACUAUCGUACUCUCGCGCAUCUCCCAACCGCACAUGUCGCGGGAGUUCUUGGUUAUUUCUGCCUUCCAUUCCACAACGGCGGGGUCACGUAUUGGAUGCCUAAAUUCGACUUUUUGGAUUUCCUCAAAUACAACGAGCAAUUAAAGAUCACAACCUUCUUCAGUGUUCCGCCGAUUUAUCUGCUUCUUGUGAAGUCCCCCAUGGUCAAGAAUCAGUUCAAAGCCCUCAGGCAUGCGACCGCGGGGGCAGCACCAAUGGGAAAGGACUUGCAGAGCGCCGCAUGCAGCAAGCUCGGAGUUACCAUCGCUCAAACAUGGGGCCUAUCGGAGACGUCCGGUUCUGUCACAUUGGGAGACAUUAAUGUUCAAGACCCAAGCGGGAGCGUAGGUCUGAUACUUCCCCGCAUGGAACUUCGUAUUGUCGACGAUGAUGGCAAGGAAUGUGCUCCGAAUACGCCUGGUGAAAUCCUUGUUCGGGGACCCACAAUCAGCAACGGCUACUACAACAACCCCGCUGCGAAUGCGGAGACCUUCCAGGACGGUUUUCUUUGCACGGGAGAUAUUGGAUAUUUUCAAAAUGACCGACUUUAUAUUGUGGACCGGAAGAAAGAGCUGAUCAAGUAUAAAGGCCUACAGAUCGCCCCAGCAGAAUUAGAAGCGACUCUCCUCUCGCAUCCGCGGAUCUUGGACGCUGGCGUCGUUGGUGUCUAUUCGACUGAGUUGGCCACCGAGGUGCCUCGUGCUUACGUAGUUGCGGACCCGAAGGUCAUCAGUGCCGAGGAGAUUCAGGCUUUCAUCAAAGGCCGCCUUGCAAGCUACAAACAGCUGCGCGGUGGUGUCGUCUUCAUUCCUGCCAUCCCCAAAUUGCCGUCAGGGAAGAUUUUGCGCAAAGAUCUACGCAUGCUGGCUGCUGGCAAGGCGAAGCUGUGA